GUGACCCUGAAAUUUCUCUAGUUUUGAGUCCUUUCUACUAUUCCUUGUCUGGUCUUGAGACCUUAGCAACGGAACUCCACGGAAAGCCUUUAUAUUUGACAUAUGGUUUCCGGAUCUUGAUAUCCUGCUAUAUUAAAAUCAACUGAAGUCAUACUUAGCAGUAAAUAAAUUUAUUUCAUUCCCAAUAUCAGUUCUUCUUUGUUUUGUUUUAAUCUACCAUCAUGAGCGCAAAUUUUCAGUCUUCUUCAAACGGAGAUAUCAACAUUGGCUGGAAACUAGAAGUAGGUACGACAGUGACAUUUUUGAGUGCCGCUAUCGUGGUCGCGCUUAGAUGUUUCACACGACUAAAGUACUCAGAGAGAGGAUGGGAUGAUUACCUGAUGGUGUUUGCAUUGCUUCAAGCUCUUAUUGCCACUGUUAUCGACUUUGUAGCCGUACAUUAUGGCUUGGGCCGACAUACAUCCUACGUCAAAUACAACGAGGCGGUGCACCAGCAAUACUACAAUCUUCUUGCGCAAGUAUUCUGUGUACAGGCAUUGAGCUUCGCCAAGAUGGCCAUUGUUGUGUCGUACUUGCGAGUAAUUCAUGGCACCGGGAUCCGCAUACAUCAAAUCUUACUAUGGACUCUAGGGAUCUUGGUCUUUAUCGUCAACACUAUGGUUAUCAUCACUUUUUACACUGCAUGCACUCCAAUCGAGAAAUCAUGGAACCCUUUGAUUAAGGGUACAUGCUGGACCAUAGAUAAAAAACUUGGAUUUUUUCUUCUCCAAGGAGCUUUCUCUGCGUUCUCGGAUUUUUUCUUGGCAUUUUACCCAUUUUUCUUCUUGCACAAGCUACAACUCAAAAAGCGAACCAAAGCACUCGUUCUAUGUUUGAUGGGUCUGGGCACAGUGACUGGAAUUUUUGCCAUUAUACGAACCGUCCAAAUUGGCGCACAGCUCCACCCCCCUCCAAAUCAAAAACCGGAUACUUUCAGUACCGUCCUUGGUCUUACUUGGUCUGGCAUGGAGAGAAACAUCGCGAUUCUUCUCGGGAGUGUGCCUGCGUUGAAUGCGCUCGUAGCACCAGCUACUAGACUUAUGAGCCAGACUCUAGUUUCAUCGAGCUUGAAAUUCAGAUCGGCGAGAUCUCAAUCGUACCAGCUAUCGGAUGUUCCUCAGUCCGGUAAGCUAACCAGCAAUAUUAGUGAACGGCAAAAGUCUGAAAUUGAGAGCACUCGAUCGACGGGUACGCGAAACUUCAAUACAAGUGAAGAACGGAUAUUUCCCAUGUAGGGCAAAGAGAUUUAGUGAUAAAUUAAAGUGCCAAAGAAGUCCAUGCAGUACUUAGAUUAUCGGCCUAGCUUUUGUGAGUUUUUCUGAAAUCUCAUCGGAAGUGUACUAGAUACUCCGACAUAAGAGGGUAAGAUGAGCGCAGUUUGUAUCAAUGUACGAUGAUUAUAAUCAUAGAUUGAAAGAGAGUUUUCCUACACUUUUUAUAGGAUAAACAGCUUGGUUCUUUAAGGGUUCUUUUAAUUCUAUUAUCCUCUCGCUUCCACAAGAAAGCUUUUUGUCCAACAAUUGCUUUUGAUUGGCAUUUUUUCUCAUAAAAUAAGCAAUGAUUUUGUGUACGUAUUUUCA
Botrytis cinerea B05.10 is the source of this 1619-nucleotide messenger RNA. RefSeq lists its product as hypothetical. The coding region runs from base 222 to 1274 and encodes 350 amino acids. The record is from RefSeq and is a predicted model, not a curated record. Lineage: Eukaryota; Fungi; Ascomycota; Leotiomycetes; Helotiales; Sclerotiniaceae. The transcript has 4 exons.